Molecule: messenger RNA, 7467 nt
Organism: Mycena citricolor
Lineage: Eukaryota; Fungi; Basidiomycota; Agaricomycetes; Agaricales; Mycenaceae
Source: the annotation of a GenBank genome assembly
GCGAUCCCUCCAUCUCGCGAUUAACCACCGGUGACCUGCCAUGUCUUUGUCUUGGGAUCGUGCAGGCCUCACUGCACUCGUGACGCACGAAGAUAUCUCUAAAGCAUCUCGAGCUCCGCCUACACCCGAUGCCCCCACACCGAUUCUCGCUCUCUCGUCCCAGUCGCGUGCGAAAGGAUAUGAUGGCCUCUGCCUACCUCUCACCACCGAAAGCUGGAAGAAGCGAUGGAUGAAUAUGUGCUUACUUCCUGAGGGAAUGGAAGAAGCUGCCGGCAUCGCAGCCGAGAAGCGAGCAGAGGCUUGGAGGGCUCGACCUGGAUUUUUGCUUAAUGAGGUCACGUUAACUCAAUUAGAUGAGGCCGAAGGUGUCAUUGCUCUUGUGUCGGAAUGGCUCGAACUCGAUUCUAACGAUGACUGGGUCCGCCAUGAUGCCGAGAUUGCUCUGCAACAAGAAUUAUCUUACGCGACUUAUCUCAAUAUCCACACUGCGAUCCUGCCGCCACCUCGUAGUAGAGAGCACCUCGCUUCCUACGCUCGUGUCGUCAAUGCAUGCUUGAAAGCAUCGCCGUAUAUGCACAUCUCGAUCCGGCUUCCCAUCUACAAUCCUUCUGUCCUCGAAUCGCGGGUCCCUCCCGGUGGCCAAUCACCAUCAAGCAUGGUUGCCUCUCCGCCGACGCCCCGAUUGGUUGUGUCUGACGACAGGGGCGCUGAGACGACUUCUGCAAAUUUGGAUGGCACAUGGGAAAUGUGGGAUGUGAUCCGGUCUAUGUGUGACUACAACACACGACUCAGUCUCACACUCGACUUGACACCUCCACUGCCGGUCAACUCCGGAUUUCUCUCGAAAUGGAAAGCUGAGGCAGUGCGGCACCUGUUCUUGCCGGCAUCUACUUUUAUUGCCAACACUAAAGGCUAUCCUGUUCUUCCCAAGGGAACGCAGUCGUUCAUCCGGGACAGCAUAACGGCGAGCCGUCAAUUCGCGUCAACUAUGGCAGAGCCUGACGAGGAUCAGAACUUAGCAUCACCCAAAUAUUAUCCUGGCUGGCGCAAAUCUGGGUCUUCACAGUCUCGGCGGAGAAGCUGCUUAUUCACACCGCUCAUGGACAAUCUGCAGAGCGUCACUUACCAGACAUUCGAGCAGGAUCCUGUCAAAUAUCACAACUACGAAGAGGCGGUCUUCCACGCUUUGCUUGAUUGGCCCGGGAAUGGAAGGAUCGUGAUCUGUGUCGCGGGCGCUGGUCGUGGUCCCAUUGUUUCUAGGUGUCUGAACGCCAUUGAGCGUGCCGCAAAAGAUGCUCAUGUCUAUGCGGUCGAGAAAAAUCCCAGCGCGUUUGUCACGUUGCAGACCAGAAAGGAAACCGAGUGGGAGGAUAAAGUGACGUUGAUUUUCGGGGAUAUGCGCUCCACCGAACCUGUGGAGAAGGCAGAUAUCCUAGUCAAAGUUGUCAUAGGCUCAUGUCCUGUUGCUGAUUCUGCGGCAGACGAUGGCAUUUCAAUUCCUUCAUCGUACACGGCCCAUCUGGCGCCUCUUUCGUCUUCCAAGCUCUACAACGAGGCUCGUGGGAGGAAAGACGAAAAGGGACUCGAGACACCAUACGUGGUCAUGUUCCAGGCAGUGAAUCUGCUCAGUGGAGACGGCGAAUGCACACAGGGCCGCUGUGGGCCAUCGAUCCAAGAAUGCUGGGAAUUUGAGCAUCCUCGGCCGGACGCAGUUUUGGAUGAGCGCGGACUUCCUCUUACGAACAGUCACAAUGUUCGCUCCGCAAAGCUCAACUUCUUCAUUCCACAUGCAGGUGUUUUGCAUGGUUUGGCGGGUUACUUUGAGGCCGUGUUGUACGGCAAUAUCGGGCUGAGCAUUCACCCUCAACGGAAGGACCGGAUCUCCAAAGACAUGCUCAGCUGGUUCCCACUCUUCUUCCCGUUCAAAGAACCGCUGUAUCUUCCAAGUAACUCUGAGCUCCAGGUGAAUAUCUGGAGACUGACCAACCAGCGCCAAGUCUGGUAUGAAUGGCACGCUGAAAACUUCUUGAACGUGAAUGCUCCGCCGUCGCCCGAGACGGAGAUGCCCCCGAGAUCCCCCGCCCUCGGCAACGGCGCGUUUUUCUCGUCACCAAGAAACAUACCCAGCCCACUUGUUGAUGCCAUGCCGAUGCCGGCUGACAUCUUUGCACUGGAUCCGAGACGGUCGGAAGCGGGCACUCGACUGAUCAAAAUCGGGCAUACGAGCUUGCAUAAUCCCGGGGGGCGGAGUAGCUGGAUCGGCUUAUAAUAGAUGAUUUCUCAUCACUGUAGAAGGACUCUUGACUAAUCCGUAUGAAACGCGCAAACAAUCGCAGUGACCUCGCAUAGCAGCCGCACGGCCCGCACAGAAAUAGUUUACGUCUUCAUAAAUGACACGCAGACAGUAUGUGGCGGUGCAUCGACAUCGCUUCCCAGCACGAUCACGUGAGAGAACUCUUCCGGAUCGCAUCGGCCGGCCCAGUCCGGCCCUUUUUUUCUUCGGUUGGGUUUAGACCGCCUCGUGGCCCUGCGAAAGUUGAGCUUAUAGAGAACGCGCCACCCCCAUGUCUGCGCCCGUCCCAGAGGCAGACACCCUUCUUGACGAGACAAAGAUGGAGACAGAGACUAUUAGCGUCGCGGAUAUCGCGGCCCCAGAGGAUAACUUAUUCACUAUUACCAAGCCCAAGCCUACGGAGAAUGGUGUUGUAGCACACUCGGAGGCGGAGGAGGGGAACUCAGACGAGGCGACAGAAGACGCGUCGGGCGUGAACGGCGCUGUCGAGCAGAGCGCUGACAAAGUGGCGGAGGCUGUUGAGCCACCGUUUGUCAAGGAUGUUGACGAAUCACCAAAGGAAACCGUGUCGGAGGAGCCGGCUUUGGAGAUUACCGAACCGGUGCUCACGGAGGCUGAGAAACCUGUCGAGAUACCUAUUGAGCAACCUCUCGAGACGACUGAUGAGCUCGUCGUUCCCGACGUCAUACCCGCCGCCGAAGAAGCCGCUCCAGUGUCUGACGCGUCGCUCGCAUCAACUGACGCGUCGGUCGGAGUGGAAGCCGCGAUCCCGGCUUCCCCCGAAGCUAGCGCUGAGGUCGAGGCUCCGAUUCAGGAAGUCCUGGCCGCUGAUGCGGCUGAAGACAUCCCCGUCGAACCGGCCACGGCGGAGGGGGAGAAGGACUCCAGUAUGGCUGCCGACGAGGAACAGGCCAUUGCGCCUACUAUCGAAGUCGAACCAGUUACUGAGACGCCGACUGAACAAGUCAUCUCAGAAGCAGAGGACUCGUCGAAUCUGGCUGCCGACCAGUCCGCGGAAAUUGAGCGUCCCAAGUCCCCGUGGACUCCCUCGUACAGCGUCACGACCCAAGGCCCUGGCGUCACGACUGCUGAAGAAGAACAAGCAGAAGCAGAAGAGAUUGCCGAAUUGGAAGAACUGCCCCCUCCGGUGUCGGUCACCGUCUCGGAAUCAGAGCCUGCUGCGGCUACUGACGUCCAGGAGGACGUUGCCCCACAAUCUCGUCCAUGGACACCGUCCUAUUCUGUCGUCGUGCAAGGAUCAGAUUCCGUUGAACUCCCCGGCGAUGAACCUACCGUCGAGGAACCUACUGCUGAAGAUUCCAUCACCCAAGAAGCCACCGACGAGUCUUUGGCUGAAGCAGUCGCACCUGUCACUAUUGUCGAGCCAGAGCCUGAGACCGGCGAUGCCGAGAGUUCUGUUACGGCUUCCGAAGAGCCUCGCCCCAAGUCACCCUGGACUCCGUCUUACUCUGUUGUCGUGCAGGGAAGCCCAGCCGCACCUCCCCUUGAACUUGAGAGUGACGAUGCUGUGCGCGAGGAGGCCGAUGUCCAGUCCGAGUUGGACGUAGCUGCAGCUGAGGACCCGGCCGAGGCGCCCGUUCUUGCUGAGACCGCUGAUGUUGUGGCAGCCGAGGAACCGGUCACUGAAGCCGUAGAGGAAGCAGCCGUCGAGGUCGUCGAGGAACCCGUAAUUGAGGCUGUUGAGGAAUCCGUUCCCGAGACUGUUGCAGAAACGCCGUUGCUCGUUGAUCCUGCUACGCUCGCCGAAUCAGACGUCGAGGACGAGUCCAUGGACCAAGGCGUAGUGGAUGCGCUGAUCGAGUCUGGAGUGGUAGCCGAAGAGCCGCCGGUCCAAGUCGAGCUCGGGACAUUCAUCAAGGACCACGACGAGGAUGAGACUGUGGAAGUUCCGGCGGUGGUUGAAGAGGAGGAAGCAGCGGAGGAAGAAGGCCUUGUUCCUGCCGCAGAGAUUCCGCGUCCUUGGACACCGUCGUAUUCUGUCAUCACACAAGGUCCCAACGAGACUGAGGAGCUCCCUGCGGAAGAGGAGGAGGAGGAAGCAGUUGAACAGCAACCGCCGGUCUUCGAGUCACAGCCAGUGGUGGAGAUUUCGGAAGUCGUUGAAGAGCCUCAAGCAGUCUUUGAAGAACAGGAACCUCCGCGUGCGAGUUCUCCUUGGCCUGUGUCGUAUUCCGUCUCGCGACAAGGCAGUCCGCAGCCCGAGAUGGCGGAGGUCGACUCUGAAGCUGUGCCAGUAGAAGAAACUGCAGCUGCAGCUGUCGAAACCGAACUUGGUGCAGAAGAGGAUUCGUCUGUUCCCGAGGCCCUUGAGGUUGCUGCGAUCGCUGCUGUUGCUGAGAUUUCGGCUGUUCCGGAGGAGUUGACUGAUGAUGUUGUCGCUGCUACGGAGCCUACAGUGGAGGAUCCCGUUGAAUUCGUCGCCCAGCCAGAAGCUGCUGGGGCUGAGGAUGCUCCAGUUAUCGAGAAGGAGGUUGAGGCUCCUGUCCUUGAGGCUGAAGAAGUCCCCACCGAGUCUGAAGUAACGGCUCCUGCCAUCGAGGAAGCUGAGCCUGUCGCCGAUGAAACUACGGUCGAGGAGACGAUUGCCGAGCCAGUCGUUGAGCAAACCACCAUCGAGGUUGAAGAGGCUGUUGUUGAACCGGACACUGAGGCGCCAUCUGCGGAGGAGGCGGCUCCCAUCCUAGAACAAGUCGCGGUUGUCACCGCUGACGAGCCUACUAUCGUUGAAGACGCCGUUCCCGUCUUUGAACAAGCCACACUGGUUGAUGAAGAGGCCGCGCCAACUGUUGAAGAGACUGUGACAGUCAUUGCAGAGACUGCGCCGGCGAUUGAAGAGGCCCCUCCCGUGGUCGAAGAUACUGUCAUUCCAGCCGUUGAAGACAUCACGCCUGUCGUUGAAGAAACGGUGCCUGUUGUUGAGGAAACAGUACCUGUUGCCGAAGAACCGGUGCCCAUUGUCGAAGAAACAGCACCUGCGGUUGAUGAAUCCGAACUGACUGUCGAGGAGGCAGUGGCCGAGCCCAUUGUCGAGCCCACUUCUGAGCUUGCGCAACCAGUCGAGGAAGUUGUUCCUGACCUCGCUGCCGUCGAGGCCAUUCCACCCGCGACUGAGGAACCCGUUGCCGUUGCCGAGGUUGAAAAAACUGUGCCGGCCAUCGAAGAACUCGUUGUCGAGCCUGCAGGAGACAUCGUCGAUUCUGCCCCCGUCGUCGAAGAGGCAGAUCCCGCUGCCGAAGAUGAGGAAUUUGCAGCUGUUCCAGAGGCUGUCAUUGAGGAGAUCGUCGCCGAAGAGACUGUAUCCGAAGUGCCUAUCGAGGUUGAGGUCGUCGAAGCUGAACCUGCAAUCGAAGCCGAAGAGGUCGAGAUGACCAUUGCGGAGCCUGCGGUUUCCGCAGUGCAAUCCGAGUCGAUCGAGACCGAUGCUGAAGUUGCGGCCCCUGAGGACGUUGUUGCCACGGUCGUGUCCGAGGAAACCCCUGCCACAGAGACUGUCGUCGCAGUUCCUGAGGUCGAAGCAGCCGUUCCGGAGGCAGAAGAGGUUGUCGUUGUUGCAGCGGAGCCUGUCGCUCAACAUGAGGUCGAGGAAGCCGAGCCUGUUGCCGAGGCAGUUGAGCCAGCAACAGAACUCGCUCCCGCCGUCGAAGAGACUGCGUCCGUGGUUGACGAGGUUGAGCCUGUGACGGAGCCAGUUGCGCCUGUUGCUGAAGAAUCUGCUCCUGUCGUCGAAGAAGUUGUGCCUAUCGUCGAGGAAGUCGUCGAGGUUGAGCCUACGGUCGAAGAAGUCACGCCUGCGGUCGAGGAAGCUACUGUCGUCGAGGAACCCGCUGCCGUCGAUGAAGAAGUCCCCGUUGUUGAAGUUGUCGAGGCCGAGCCUGCUGUCGAGGAAGCCACGCUAGUUGCCGAAGAAUCUGCUCCUACUGCAGCGAUUGCUGAACCUGUCGAGGAAGCUGCACCUAUCUUCGAGGAAGCUGCUCCCGUCGUUGAAGAAGCUGCUCCUGUCGUUGAAGAAACUGCUCCCGUCGAGGUUGAACCUGUGGUUGAAGAGGUUGUGCCAGUGGUUGACGCCGAGGAGGUUUCGCCUCCAGUUGUCGAAGAAGCCGCGCCAAUCGUCAUUGAGGAAGCUGCGCCUGUCUUCGAGGAAUCUGCUCCCGUGGAGCCCUUCAUCGAGGAAUCUGCCCCUGUCGUCGAAGAGGUCGUACCAGUCGUUGAAGCGGAGGUUUCACCAGCAGUUAUCGAAGAAGCCUCACCAAUCGUUGCCGAAGAAGCUGCGCCUGUCAUCGCCGACGAACCUGCUAUCCCAGAGCCCAUCGUCGACGAAACCGUAGUCGCUCCUACCGCGGACAUCUCAGAGUCGAUUCCUGCCACCGAGUCCGAAGUGGUUGAAGAGGUCACAGUCGAUUCUGCGCCAGUUGUGGAGGAAAGUGCUGAUGUCGUCGCGGUUACUGAGCCCGUCGUUGAGGAGGCCUCCGUUGAAGCUGAGUCGGUGGAUGAUGUUGCUGAGGUCGAGCCCGAAGCUACUGCUACUACUGAGCCAUCGAUCGAGGAAACAGCUGUAGUUGAGGAGGCCUCGGUUCCCGUUGAAGCUGAGGCCGACGCCCCGAAAUCUGAGGCUAUUGAAGCCGAGACUCCCCAAGUCGAGGCUACCGCCGCAGAAGAGGCUCCGAAAGCUGAGACCGGCAAUGUCGAGGAGACGGCUGAUGAGCCUUCAUUGUCCGGUGCCCUCAAGACCACUCUUGCUGCGGCUGUCGCCGUUGCCACUGCCGGUGCAGUCGAGAUCGCCGCUGCUCCAAAAGAGGAAGAAACGACGCCGGUGGCUUCGACGAUCCCCCUGCCAGUCGAGUCGCAGAAGCCGGCGUUCCCACUGAUGGUGGAUGUGACCAAGCGAGAGGACGAGGAAGAGGACGAUGAAGAUGCCGGCCAAUUGCUGGACGCUCCUCCGUUGUCCCCCCGAUCGCGGCUCGAAUCCACCGCCUCGUCGCUGUUUUUCCCGGGCGGCUGGUUCUCGAAGCUGCCGGAAGGCCGAGCCUCCCUGGAACAGGCCAAGGGCGAGUUUGUGCCCGCCAAGCAGAGUCCACCUGCGACUGCCGACGGUUCCCCGGCGGCAUCUCCGGUUACGGAGUCCGACCACGAGAAAAAGGGCAAGUGGUGUGUUG